GCUAGCCACUGGAAAUCAAAAUUUCUCGGGACAGACUUGUCCCCUGCCAUUUGUUUACGAACAUGAGAACAAAGAAGAAUCACCGAUUGAUAGCAGUGGGGCAGUGUAACUGAUAAGAGCGCAUGAGACGAGACCUACAGAUGCCCGUUCUGGACAGGCAGAUGGAAACAGUUCUCACCGGUUCGCACAAGUGAUAAGUACUAGUUAGAAUGGCAGCAGCGAUCCAAAAUACCCUUAAAGUGGCGCUCAGAAAGCGCAUGAAGGAUGCACUGAAGGGUUUAGACACUGAGGCCAUUGCCCGACAAUCCCAAGCAGUCACGGCCAAGGUGCUGCAAAGCGAGGUUUUCCGUCAGGCGCAGCGGGUGAGCAUCUACCUGAGCACAACAUCUGAAUUGGACACCACGGCGCUGCUCAGGGAAAUGUUUCGCCUGGAGAAGAUGGUCUUUGUGCCAACCUACGAGGGUACCAAAAUGAAGAUGGUUAGGCUACGCGGCAUGGACGAAUACGAGAGCCUUCCACUGACCAAGUGGAACAUCAAGCAGCCUGACUUCAAAGAGGCGCGUGAGGACGCCAUGACAAAUGGGCACGGCAUCGAUUUAUUCAUUGUUCCCGGGGUGGCUUUCACCCGCUGUGGAGCUCGCAUGGGCCAUGGAAUGGGUUACUAUGACAAGUUUUUGAAGCAGCACGCCGAAAAAUAUCCCCACAAGAAGGUCUCGCUGAUGGCACUGGCCCUAAACGAGCAGAUCGUCAGCAAUGAGGAGCUGCCCAUGGAGACACACGAUGUCCGUUUGCACAGUGUUAUUACAGAAAAUUAACUUUAAGCUUAUAUACAACUUGGUGAAAACAUGGUUAACUAAUACAAAAUCUGCACAUGUUAUUAUGUAAUGGAAUUUAACUGCUAAAUAAAAACGAACUGGUUUUAUAUUCCAACACCCAA
Drosophila ficusphila is the source of this 937-nucleotide messenger RNA. RefSeq names its product 5-formyltetrahydrofolate cyclo-ligase (gene Mthfs). NCBI's taxonomy places the organism in Eukaryota, Metazoa, Arthropoda, Insecta, Diptera, Drosophilidae. The transcript has 3 exons. Gene Ontology annotation, molecular function: 5-formyltetrahydrofolate cyclo-ligase activity. Gene Ontology annotation, biological process: folic acid-containing compound biosynthetic process; tetrahydrofolate interconversion. Gene Ontology annotation, cellular component: mitochondrion. The record is from RefSeq and is a predicted model, not a curated record. The coding region runs from base 210 to 815 and encodes 201 amino acids.